AUGUUUUAUUAUACAUUUAGUUGUUUAUAUAUUUCUAUUAUAAUUUUUAAUAUAACAUUUAGUUUACCUUUGAAAAAUGUUAUAGAAGAUUCAAAUACUACUACAAUUGGUUAUGCUCAUAGAAUAUCUGGUAUGAAUAGUGAUGAUGAUUCUAAUUGGACAGUAAUUUCUCAUGAAGCUCUUCAUGAAGCAUUAAAUUCUACAGAUGAUUCAUUGGAACAUGAUGAAGAACUAACAACAACAAUGUCAUUAUUAUCAUCAUCAUCAUCAUCAUCGUCAUCAUCACCUAUGACGAUGACGACAGAAACAAUGACUACAUUAGAAUCAACAGAAAAUAUUAAAAAUUCACAACAACCACAAUCAAUUAUGAAUAUAUCAGAAGAAAAAAAAGAAUUAACAAAACCAACAACAUCUCUAGUUACUAUCAUACCAGAGAAAACAUCAUCAUUAUCGUCAUUUUCAACGACACCAAUGGUAGAAACAACACAUAACUCAUAG
Messenger RNA from Schistosoma spindalis, 498 nucleotides. NCBI's taxonomy places the organism in Eukaryota, Metazoa, Platyhelminthes, Trematoda, Strigeidida, Schistosomatidae. The record is from the annotation of a GenBank genome assembly.